CUUGUUUUAGUGCCUUUCCACCAUACCCUUUUGGGAUGAUCAAAGUUUGAUCCUUUUUGUUUUCUUCAACUUCAGAAGCUGCCAGAGAGAAGCUGAGGUAAUGGUGAUGAAGGAGAGAGAUGAGGAGCUCGCUCUGUUCCUUGAGAUGAGGAGAAGGGAGAAAGAGAAUGAGAAAAACAACCUUCUCCUUCUUCAAAACUCAGAGGAACUUGAUUUGUCCAAGUUGGAAUCCAAUCGUGGGAGCUCUACGAUUUCCAAGAUCAUAUCUGUAGUGCCACCAAGGAAGACCGGUGUUGAAGAGUUCUUGAAUUCAGAGAAUGACAAGUCUGAUUAUGAAUGGCUUCUUACGCCACCCGAUACACCUCUUUUUCCUACUUUAGAGAAGGAGUCACAGAUACCAGUAAAAGGUGAAAUGGAGAUUCGUAAUGCUCGUCCAACAGCUUUAAAACCUAGAGUAUCUAAUAUCCAAGCAGAACCUGCUUCAAGAAGCAAUGUAGUUUCUAAGCAUCAUGUAACAAUGCCAGGACUCGGUUCUUCCACCAUUGGUAGUAGGAGACAAUCAUCUGGGGGUCCAACCUCAGCCACCUCAAGAUCUUCAACCCCAUCUGGAAGGCCAACAUUACCUUCAACAACCAAAUGUUCUAGGACCUCUACACCUACAUCCCGGGCCACCUUAACAUCUGCAAAGCCAACAGCUCCAUCAAUGAGAUCAUCCACUCCUACAAGAUCCACUGCCAGGGCCUCAACACCUACUUCAAGGCCUUCUUUGGCUGCUUCCAAGACAUCUCAAAGAUCAGCAACUCCUACCCUUAGAUCAUCAACCCCAUCAAGGGCAUUUGGAGUAUCUGCUCCUCCUACUCGGCCUUCAUCAGCAUCAAAAGCACGCCCGGUAGUUGCGAAGAAUCCAGUGCAGUCACGUGGAAGCUCUCCAUCAGUAAAAUCUAGACCUUGGGAACCCUCACAGAUGCCUGGUUUUUCUCUUGAUGCUCCUCCAAAUUUGAAGACAUCAUUGCCAGAUAGACCAGCUUCAAACACUAGGAGUAGGCCUGGAGCACCAAGUUCUAGAUCAUCUUCUGUCGAUGCCAGUGGCAAUGGAAAAUCUAGAAGGCAGUCAAGCACACCUUCAAAAGGAAGGGCUUCAACUGGGUUUUCCCACAGUAAUCAGUUCUCCAUGCAUGCUUUGAGUAGAGCUCGUUUCACUGAUGGUGAUGACGAAAGCCCAGUUGUAAUUGGGACAAAAAUGGUUGAAAGAGUAGUAAACAUGAGAAAACUGGCACCACCAAAACAUGAAGACCAUCAUUCUGCACAAAACAAUUCUUAUGGAAAAUCUUCAUCGUCUGGUAGUUCUGGAUUUGGAAGUACACUUUCGAAGAAGUCUUUAGAUAUGGCAAUGAGGCAUAUGGACAUAAGGCGAAGCAUGCAGGGUAAUCUGCGCCCAAUUGUGACAAGCAUUCCAGCUUCUUCAAUGUGCAGUUUGAGAUCAGGUAGUUCAUCAAAGAGCAGGACUCUCAGUGUUUCUGAUUCACCACUUGCAACAAGCAGCACUGCUAGCUCUGAACCAAGUGUAAAUAAUAAUAGCUCCAUAUCUUAUGAUGGAAGUGAGAUUGAAGAAAAUGAUUUUGGAAUUGAGAGGUAAACUCUUCCCCUAUCAUUCAUCAAAUAUAGUAUGUGACUAAUGGGAAUCAGAAUCAUCAAGCCAGAUAUGAUGGUCUAAUCACGAUUCAUCACUACUCUUGCCACUUUAUUUGUAUGUGGUAGAACAAAUAGCACAAAUAUUUAUAGAAUAGGAGUAGAUUGUCUUUGUUCUACGAGUGUUCUGAGACAUUUGGAGGCUGCCUUAAGACAUUUUAUGAGCUUUAUUGUAGGAAAGCAUAUAAGCAUGUUUGUGGCAGGAGGGUUGUUUGUACUGAACA
Molecule: messenger RNA, 1913 nt
Organism: Gastrolobium bilobum
Lineage: Eukaryota; Viridiplantae; Streptophyta; Magnoliopsida; Fabales; Fabaceae
Product: cell wall protein RBR3-like
Exons: 6
Coding region: 101-1636 (511 amino acids)
Biological process (GO): cortical microtubule organization
Cellular component (GO): cortical microtubule
Source: RefSeq, a predicted model, not a curated record